Molecule: messenger RNA, 2259 nt
Organism: Petromyzon marinus (sea lamprey)
Lineage: Eukaryota; Metazoa; Chordata; Hyperoartia; Petromyzontiformes; Petromyzontidae
Gene: GUSB
Product: glucuronidase beta
Biological process (GO): carbohydrate metabolic process
Molecular function (GO): beta-glucuronidase activity; carbohydrate binding
Source: RefSeq, a predicted model, not a curated record
AACACGUGACGCGGCGAGGGCGCGCGACCGGACGUGACGUCGCCACGCCUGCUCUCCACAGCGACCCGGCUUUUCAAAUUCGAUUUUCCCUCUCGGUUUUUUUUCACCUCGUAACAGCGCAACAAACUUACGUUUGCUCGACUGCACGCGCGAUAUCCUGUUAGGAUUUCAAUAACAACCACUCGGCAGUUGAGCUCAGCGCUCAACCACAGAGGAGGAGGAAUAAACAAAACCCCGUUUUAGUGAAGAAAUGUCCCGACCGCGGGCCCCAAGCCUUACGCUUUUCCUGGUCCGACUGGCCGGGCUGGCUGCGUGGAUGACGGCAGGGGUCCAGGCCGGGGCAGAGACCGGGCUGGGGAGCGGGGUUCUGUACCCUCGCGAGUCUCGGUCGCGCGAGCUGAAGGAGCUGGGAGGCUUCUGGGCUUUCCGGGCGGACGAUUCGCCGGGUCGAGAUGAAGGAUUCACGCGGGGGUGGGCCGAGAAAGGGCUGGUGGAGACGGGCCCGGUGCUGGAGAUGCCCGUGCCUUCGAGCUACAACGACGUGACGCAGGAGGCGGCGCUGCGCGACUUCGUGGGCUGGGCGUGGUACGAGCGGCACGCGUGGGUGCCCUCGUCGUGGGUGGCCGAGAACGCCAACCGCAGGGUGGUGCUCCGAUUCGGCAGCGUGCACUACAACGCCAUCGUGUGGGUAAAUGGAAAGGAAGUGACGCGGCACGAAGGCGGCCACCUCCCGUUCGAGGCCGACAUAACGGCCAUCGUGCGCACUCCGGCCUCCACUCCAUGCCGCAUCACCGUGGCCGUCAACAACACCCUGACGCCCAGCACGCUGCCACCCGGCAGCAUCGAGUACAUGCGGGACACGCUCAGGUACCCGCGAGGAUACUUUGUUCAAAACAUCCAGUUUGACUUCUUCAACUAUGCUGGCAUCCACCGCCCAGUGCUGCUCUACUCCACGCCAGACGCCUUCAUUGACGACGUCACCGUACUCACCGACUUCCACGACGACCUGGGCGUGGUGAACUACAACGUGUCGGUGGUGGGCGCGGACGAGUGCCAGCUCAUGGUGUCGCUGAGCGACCGCGAGGGCCACGAGGUGGCGAAGGGGGAGGCGAACUGCAGCGACGGCGUCGGCACUCUCAAGGUGGCACGGCCCAAGCUGUGGUGGCCGCUCACGAUGCGCCCCGAGGCGGGCUACCUGUAUACGCUGCAGGUCCACGCCAAGUCGCUGGUGAGAGGGGAGCAGCGCGAGGACUGGUACAACCUCCCCGUGGGCAUCCGCACAGUGCGCGUCACCGCCACGCAGUUUCUCAUCAACGGAGAGCCCUUCUACUUCCGUGGAUUUGGCAAGCACGAGGACAGCGACAUUCGCGGCCGAGGCUUCGACUGGGCGAUCCUGGCCAAGGACCUGAACCUGAUCCGGUGGCUGGGUGCCAACUCAUUCCGCACGAGCCACUACCCGUAUGCCGAGGAGCUGAUGGACGCAUGCGACCGCCUCGGCAUCGUCAUCAUCGAUGAGUGUCCGGGCGUGGGCAUCACCCAACCCGCCAACUUUGGGAACGCGUCGCUGGAGCACCACCUGGCGGUGAUGGGAGAGCUCGUGAGGAGAGACAAGAACCGCCCCUCCGUGGUCAUGUGGUCGGUCGCCAACGAGCCCGCCUCUCAGCUGUCCGUCGCAGAGCCCUACUUCAAGACUGUUAUCGAACAUACGCGGCAUCUGGACCCAACUCGCCCAGUCACCUACGUUAUUAACCAGAGCUUCCAAACUGACAAGGCGGCGCAGUACACGGACGUGGUGUGCCUCAACGCAUACUACUCGUGGUACCACGACGCGGGCCACCUGGAGGUGAUCGUGCCGCAGCUGCGCUACACGCUGGACGGCUGGCACGCCAAGCACGGCAAGCCCGUGCUGCAGACCGAGUACGGCGCCGACACCAUCCCCGGCCUGCACUCGGACCCCCCUUUGAUGUUUACAGAGGAGUACCAGGUAGCCGUCAUGAAGAGUUACUUUAAAGUUUUUGACGAGAAACGUGACGCAUACUUCAUCGGCGAGAUGAUCUGGAACUUUGCAGACUUCGCAACGCAGCAAGGCAUCACGCGCGUCGUCGGCAACAAGAAGGGAAUCUUCACGCGCCAGCGACAGCCCAAGUCGGCGGCUUUCCUCCUCCGCGAGCGAUACUGGAAGCUGGCGAACGUGACGGUGCCGCACGUGACCGGGUACGGAAUGUCGCCCAUUCUGAGCACAUCGUACCACUAGCGGGU